This is a messenger RNA of Nicotiana attenuata, 1323 nucleotides long. RefSeq lists its product as uncharacterized. The record is from RefSeq and is a predicted model, not a curated record. The coding region runs from base 1 to 1323 and encodes 440 amino acids. NCBI's taxonomy places the organism in Eukaryota, Viridiplantae, Streptophyta, Magnoliopsida, Solanales, Solanaceae. The transcript is spliced from 2 exons.
AUGCAGAUUCCACCUGGACUUAUUGUGGAUAAACCUGGACUGGCAUGCAAAUUAUACAAGUCUCUAUAUGGUUUAAAGCAAGCCAGUCGACAGUGGUAUGCAAAGCUGACUGAGGCUUUGUGCUCUAAAGGAUACACACACUCCAUGAAUGACUACUCACUCUUUUAUAAGAAAAGUGGAAAUUCCUUGGUAUAUAUUGCAGUAUAUGUGGAUGAUGUACUACUUACUGGAACUGAUCAAAAAGAGAUCACACAAUUGAAGAACUACCUACAUGAACAGUUUAAGAUAAAAAACCUGGGGCAACUACACUACUUUCUAGGGGUGGAAGUGAUGUACAAAGAUGAUGGUGUAAUAAUUUCUCAAAGGAAAUUUGUGCUGGACAUGUUGAAGGAGUAUAACUGCUUAGAUUACAAGCCUUGUUCUUCCCCCUUAGAUCCCACAAUAAAGCUUAAAGCCAAAGAAGGUACCAUCCUACAAGAUUCUACUUACUACAGGAAACUGGUAGGUAAGUUAAAUUUCCUCACUAACACCAGACUGGACAUUGCAUAUAGUGUUCAACACUUAAGUCAAUUCAUGCAAGAGCCCAGGGAAGCUCAUUUAAAGGCAGCUUUCCAUCUGCUUAGAUAUCUAAAAAGUGAUCCCACUCUGGGAAUCUUCAUGUCUAAGGAUAGAGAAUGCACAGUCAAGGCAUAUAGUGACUCUGAUUGGGCAAGUUGUCCAGAUUCCAGGAGAUCCAUCACAGGCUAUUUGGUGCUUCUGGGUAAUAGCCCUGUUAGUUGGAAGUCCAAGAAACAGGAAACUACAUCACUAUCUUCUGCAGAAGCAGAGUACAGGGCUUUGAAGAAAGUAGUGGGGGAACUGGUAUGGUUGAGCAGGCUGUUUGAAGAACUGGAUGUCCCUUUUCCAGUGCCUAUUUCAGUGUUCUGUGACAGUCAAUUUGCACUUCACAUUGCCAAGAAUCCAGUCUUCCACGGAAGAACCAAACACAUAGAAGUGGACUGUCACUUUGUGCGCGGCCAAUUACAAGCAGGACUAAUUUCACUCCACCACAUUGGAACAGACAGUCAACUGGCAGAUAUUUUGACUAAAGCCUUAACGGGAAUCAAACAUAGUGCCACAUUGGUGGGAGGACUUCCACUUAGUCGUGUAAUUCAAUUCAAUAGAGAAGAAUCUCUCUUUCUUCCGGAAUGUUCAUCUGGCCUUUUUCUCCUUCUUCUAUUUCGACUACCAUUAAUCUCAAAGUAUGAAGCUUCCGCCAUUGAUGCUGGUGCACUCUCAGCUCAGCAAAUGUGGAAACCUACUGUUUCAUUGGCAGAAUUUUGA